This is a messenger RNA of Papaver somniferum (opium poppy), 1705 nucleotides long. RefSeq lists its product as uncharacterized. Bases 680 to 1705 code for a protein of 341 amino acids. Lineage: Eukaryota; Viridiplantae; Streptophyta; Magnoliopsida; Ranunculales; Papaveraceae. The record is from RefSeq and is a predicted model, not a curated record. The transcript is spliced from 2 exons.
UUCAAUUUCUCCUGUUCUACCUAGCACUUAUGUGUUGUAAAAAUCGGUUUUGAACCUAUAGCUGUAAGAGGGUGAGGGUCUGUGUAAAAUUGUUCACAACGCCUCGUCUAUAACUUUGAAUUCAAAUGACGAUAAGUGAAAGAUAUAGUCUCUGCCACUACUCUUAAUUCCUAAACACAUUGGUCCCUGUAAGGCUAAAACAUUGUGCACAUGGUAGGUCUCUGAACACCAAAAGCCAGCAAGAAGGCUUCAAAAGCUAACUCAACUCGAAACUCAGUAACGCAUGAAUAAACACUUCAAAACUAAAAAGUAAGAAAUUCAAAGCUUCAUAGCUAUGUGAUUCCCUGUCUGGAAACCAAAAUCCGAAACUAACGCUUAGUCAACCGCUACUUUACUUAAAAAACAGUUAAUUAACCACACAUCCCAAAGCUCUGACCAAGAUUCAAAUCACAGCAAAAAUAUCUUUAAGUGUAUUGCAAAACCCACCCCAUGUUGGCAUGGUAAAUCCUUAAUUACCGAAGUUUACAAAGAAAGAUAACUUAGCAAACCAAUCCAAAACAAACCCACUUUCUCAAUCUAUAAAUAGAUUCCAAAGAUGGUUCAUUUCAUUAUCAGUUUAGUUUCAGAUCAAUUCUAACUAGUAUUGUUAAUAAUUCUCUAGUGAAAAUAGUACUAACUAAUGAUGAAGAAUUCCUUCAGUGUCCAAUGUAUAGUUAUCACUAUGUUAUUCAUCGUCUCGAGGGGAGCUUCUUACCAUCCACCACAGAAAGUAGGUUGUGCAAAUAGUCGUAGUAAAUGCUCAGCUAAGUCUGUUACUUGUCCAGUCGAAUGCCCAAGUGUUCAACCAACAGACCCGAAUGCUAAAGCUUGCUAUAUUGAUUGUAAUGCACCAACAUGUGAAGCUAUUUGCAUAACUAGGAAACCUAACUGUAACGGUUCCGGAGCAGCUUGUUUAGAUCCCAGCUUCACCGGUGGAGACGGUACUGUUUUCUACUUCCACGGGAAAAGCAAUGAACAUUUUAGCUUAAUCUCUGAUCCCAACAUCCAAAUUAAUGCCAGGUUCAUUGGCCUACAGCAUGAAGGAAAAACUAGAGAAUAUACAUGGAUUCAGGCUCUAGGUGUAAUGUUUGAUUCUCAUACCUUCUCUGUGGAAGCCAGGAAAGUAUCAAAAUGGGAUAACGAAGUAGACCAACUCGACUUCUCUUUCGAUGGGAAAGCAUUAGUAAUACCAGAAAUCCAUCUUCCCGGAUGGAGGUCUCCUGAACAAGACCUAAAAGUAGAGAGAACAUCAAACAAAAACAGUGUCAAGAUUACUCUCACAGAUUUUGUAGAGAUUUCAAUUAACAUUGUUCCAGUAACAAAGGAAGAUAACAAGGUUCACAACUAUCAGCUACCUUCAAAUGACUGUUUCGCUCACUUGGAAGUACAGUUUAGAUUCUUCGGCCUUUCUCCUGAUGUAGAAGGUGUUCUUGGGAGAACAUAUAGACCAGAUUUCAAGAAUCCAGUAAAGCCCGGUGUUGCAGUGGCAGUAGUUGGUGCUGAGGAUAAAUACAGGACAAAGUCGCUUCUUUCCUCUGAUUGUAACUCUUGUGUGUUCUCCCCAGCUGGGGUCGUUGCAAAUGACAAUCCAUUACUGAUGGAUUAUGGCACACUGGAUUGCUCUCGUGGGGCUAACGGCGGGAACGGCAUAGUCUGCAAGAAAUGA